AUGAAGAAAGAAGCAAAACAGGAAAAAAUUUAUACUAAUUUCUAAGAUUUUUAUCCAUUUUAUUUGUCUUAGCAUUCAAAUAUUAUUAACAGACGCUUGCAUUACAUUGGUACAACAAUUAGCAUGAUGCUUUUUGUUAUAUCGAUUCUUUUAACUUAAUAUUAAUACUUACCACUUGUUAUUGUAUCAGGAUAUGCAUUUGCAUGGGUAGGACAUUUCUUCUUCGAAAAAAACAAACCUGCUACUUUCAAAUAUCCAGUUAUGUCAUUUAUGGGAGACUUUAAAAUGUGGUAUUAGAUUACUACAAAAUAAAUAAAGUGGUGA
Molecule: messenger RNA, 324 nt
Organism: Tetrahymena thermophila SB210
Lineage: Eukaryota; Ciliophora; Oligohymenophorea; Hymenostomatida; Tetrahymenidae
Product: transmembrane protein
Exons: 2
Source: RefSeq, a predicted model, not a curated record